Messenger RNA from Pogona vitticeps (central bearded dragon), 1872 nucleotides. Lineage: Eukaryota; Metazoa; Chordata; Lepidosauria; Squamata; Agamidae. The record is from RefSeq and is a predicted model, not a curated record.
CUUUUAGCUGAUGUCUGAAAGCAGCGUAUGCAGCUAUAUGUGUAUACCUUCUGUAUAUCAGAUAUGCUGCAGUCCUACUUCGUCACAGACUACGAUCCGACUAUAGAAGAUUCUUACACAAAGCAAUGUGUGAUAGACGAAAGACCAGCAAGACUGGAUAUUCUAGAUACAGCAGGCCAAGAAGAAUUUGGAGCCAUGCGAGAGCAAUACAUGAGGACAGGAGAGGGUUUCCUGCUUGUCUUCUCAGUCACAGAUAGAGGAAGUUUUGAAGAAAUCUAUAAAUUUCAAAGACAGAUUCUUAGAGUGAAAGACCGUGAUGAAUUCCCCAUGAUUCUAGUGGGUAACAAAGCAGACCUGGACCAUCAGAGACAGGUAACACAAGAAGAAGGACAGCAACUAGAACGGCAACUGAAAGUAACAUAUAUGGAAGCAUCAGCAAAAAUAAGAUUGAAUGUAGACCAAGCUUUUCAUGAACUUGUCAGGGUAAUAAGGAAGUUUCAAGAACAAGAAUGUCCUCCUUCCCCAGAGCCAACAAGGAAGGAGAAAGACAAAAAAGGGUGCCAUUGUGUCAUCUUCUAAGAAUGCUUUGAACCAAGCUUUCAACUGCCAGAUUAAUUCUCUUCACGUACCUUUCUGUGUGUCCUGGUGUUUCGUCUAGCCUUUUGUGUGCAUGUUGUAUAAGUAUGGUCACCGAAGUAGCCUUAGUCUAAAAGAACCAGACUGACCCAGGCUGAGAAGACAUCUUAAGUCACCUCAGGGCAGAUGUCAAAAGAAACACUAAGGCUUCUUUUAAUACUCCCAAUAUCUCUCUUCCCUCAUGUAAAGAAGCUUGCACCUUGUGGAGUUUUAUUCACAAUGGAGACAAAUCAAUCUUAGACAAGGUAUUGAAGUCAAGCUUACAACCUGCCAUUUGGGUAUUUUCCCUCCCCUCUCUUUUAUUUGCAACAUCUUCAUUAAUCACUCUGAAGAGGGGGCAGGGCCUCUAAUCAAAGUGUAGAAUAUUUUUUUAAAGAAGUGGGUUUGGAGGUUUUGCCCUUUGAUUAGGUUAGACUUCAAAAUUCAGCUUGCCUUACAGGAAGCCAAUACACUGAAUUUCAUUGUCAGUAGAGAUUUGUGUUUUAUCUCUUGUUUACGCUCCAGCUUCUUUCCACUGGUCAACAAUCUACUGUAUUUAUUUUAUGCCUCCAGUAACAGCUACAGGAUUAUUGCUCUUAACAACUGUGUGGCCAAGUACCUGGGCUCAAUCUGUAUUUGAGCAUUUUAGUUUUAGAAGAUUUUACAUCAUAGUCUGGAAUUUGGAAAAGUCUUCCUUCUGUUUUCCAGCAAAGGGAUUCAAGAAUACUUAGACUUGUAGCUGUUUUUGUUUUUCAUGUAAUAUAUAAAAAAAGAUGAAUUUGCUCUUUUCAUUGUCAAAUGAUUAAAUGGUUUUUGCUAUAUACUUUUAUACAUUAUUUUCUUAUCAAACUAGUUAACAAGUAUUUUUAUAUGUUUGUAAGCAAAUAUGCUUUCAUGGAAUAACUUGUGUAUAUGUAAAGAUGAGUAUUUAAUUCUCAUAGUACACUUUUAACUGACAAGAUUAAUGCAGGAUUUACAGAACUGUGGUAAAAAAAAAUCUCUGUUUGAUGUUCCAGUUGUAUUCAGAAGUGGCCAAUCAUGUGACUAUCCACUGUAUCUCUAUAAAGUUGUCAUUUUUUCCCAAAUUGCCUUUCACAUCCUUUACAAAUGAUGGAUCAUUAUGUGACUAUUAAACUGUACAAGCCUUUAAUUGAAUGUUCACUUCAAUUGUGGGUGAUGUCUGACUUUGAAUUAUGCAAAUUGUGGCUAAACAAUUCAGGAUCUUAUUCUGUGGCAUUAAAUACUGAAUGGUAUUGA